GAGGGAAGCCGGCAGCCAACGAACCGCAGAGAGGCUCGUUGCUGUGGCGAGUGAGGAAUCAUGAUCCUUGCGGGCCACCGUCCCGGAAGUGGACUGUAGAGGAAGAACGUACCGGGAUUGCUGGGGAGGAAUAUUUCUCGAGAUUCUAGAUGAGGAUUCGCGGAACUUCUGUGGCGUGUGUUGAUAGGACGAACUCCAGAGAUCUUAGUCACUUUACCCGAGGAGCGAGCGUCUCUGCAGAGCCCGACCUGUUUGUGGUUGGGCCGAAGGUGGCUCAGGUUGAGUGAGCCCCUGGUCUUCUGGUAGAAGUCCAUCUGAGAAAGCCAGUCCUUUUUCCUUGGAGACCUCAGGGAUGAGCUGAUGCUUUAGUGGCUUAUCAUGGCCCAGCGGGCAGUGUGGCUCAUAAGCCACGAGCCGGGAACUCCAUUGUGUGGCACCGUUAGAUUCUCCAGACGGUAUCCAACUGUUGAAAAACGAGCUAAAGUCUUCAAUGGAGCAAGUUAUGUGCCUAUUCCUGAAGAUGGGCCCUUUCUUAAAGCACUACUCUUUGAACUUAGAUUAUUAGAUGAUGAUAAGGACUUCAUAGAGAGUCGUGAUAGCUGUUCACACAUCAAUAAAACUUCCGUCUAUGGACUCCUCAUUGGAGGUAGAGAACUCUGGCCAGUUGUUGCUUUUCUGAAGAAUAGCAUGAUAUAUGCUUGUGUUCCACUAGUUGAACAAACUUUAUCCCCUCAUCCACCAUUAAUUAGCAUUAGUGGAAUUUCACAAGGCUUUGAACUUCUUUUUGGGAUACAGGACUUUCUUUCCUUGAGUCAAAAAAAUGACACUGAGCUAAAUACAAAAUUGAACCAGUUGCCUGAUUUGCUUCUACAAGCUUGUCCAUUUGGAACUUUGUUGGACGCCAACUUACAGAAUUCAUUGGAUAGUAUUAAUUUUGCUUCUGUGAUGCAUUCACAAAAACAGCCAGCCUGGAAAGUUGGAGCAUACAAAGGAAAGCCACAAGUUUCUAUUUCUAUCACUGAAAAGGUAAAAUCCAUGCAAUAUGAUAAACAAGAUAUAGCAGAUACGUGGCAGGUCGUUGGAACUGUCACUUGCAAGUGUGAUUUAGAAGGGAUCAUGCCAAAUGUUACCAUCAGCUUGAGUCUCCCCACCAAUGGAUCUCCACUUCAGGAUAUUCUCGUUCAUCCUUGCGUGACUUCUCUUGACUCUGCCAUCCUGACUUCUAGUAGCAUUGAUGCGAUGGAUGAUUCUGCAUUUAGCGGACCUUACAAAUUUCCACUCACACCUCCAUUAGAGUCAUUUAACUUAUGCUACUACACUUCCCAGGUCCCUGUGCCACCGAUUUUGGGUUUUUAUCAAAUGAAAGAGGAAGAUGUACAAGUAAAAAUAACAGUUAAUUUAAAACUUCAUGAAAGUGUGAAAAAUAACUUUGAAUUCUGUGAAGCUCAUAUACCUUUUUAUAAUAGGGGUCCAAUCACACAUGUGGAAUACAAAGUUAGUUUUGGCCAGCUUGAAGUAUUUCGAGAGAAAAGCUCAUUGAUCUGGGUUAUUGGACAGAAGUUCCCCAAAUCAAUGGAAAUUAGUCUUUCUGGAACUAUAACUUUUGGAGCCAAGAGUCAUGAGAAGCAGCCAUUCGAUGAGAUUUGCAUAGGAGGUACAGCAUAUUUAAAGCUUCAUUUUAGGAUCUUAGAUUAUACGCUCACUGGUUGUUAUGCGGAUCAGCAUUCAGUGCAAGUUUUUGCAUCAGGAAAACCAAAAAUAAGUACACACCGGAAACUAGUAUCUUCUGACUAUUACAUCUGGAAUUCUAAAGCUCCUGCUCCAGUAACAUAUGGAUCAUUACUACUGUAAUUAUCUCAGGUUUAAAUAGGAUUUAUAUGAUGGUAACAUAGCUUAAAUCAUUCAUCUUUUAUUUUUAAUGUGUAUGCAUAUAACCUAUGAACGAAAAAAAAAUCAUUGAGUGAUUUAAUUAUAAAAUGCUCUUGUUUAAUGUUUUUAGACAUAGUUUGAAAGAACAUUUUAAAAGCUAAUAUCUCCUCUAUUUUGUUACCCUUUGAUUUUACUCAAAUGAGAUUCAGAGCAUAAAACAGUUGUGAUUCACUUUAGGCUUAUUUUAGACUGUUCCUGUGUCACCUUACCAUACAUGUUCUUUUUUGUCCCUGUGGCGGACAUGACCAAUCAGUUGUAGCCUUCUUCCUCCACUGAGCUUUCCUGGAUGUGGGCUGAGGCUCCUCAUUGCAGAGGUGCAGGCAGCCACUCCUAAGGGAUUGCAGAUGAUGUGCAAGAUAAAAAAACUCUUUGCCCUUUCAAACCUGAGUAGUCAGCUGCUAUUUCAAUGUGUUGUUAUGAAAUACCAGAUACCACAUCAGAACCACUGUAAAUCUUUUGCAGGGGGGAGAAACAAUCAAUGAAAACAAAGGAAUAUUGUUUAAAUAGUAACCUGUUCUUAAUCAGAACUAUUGUAUUGACUAAUAAAGGAUCUGGAUAAUUCUAUAUGAGGUGUUUAUCUCCGUUCUAGAGUUACUUUACUUUUUAGGUAAACUUCUUCAUCUGCCACAGAACCUUUUGCUCAGUAUGUCAGUAAACAUACCAAGAGGAGUGAGUGGGGCAACUUCAGAAAAUGAGCUUAGUGUCUUGUGAUCACUUAAUGCCUGCAGUCAAAUUUUUAAAAAAAUAAGUUUGGGAAUAUUAACUGUUUUUCAUGUUUUGUAUGAAAGUUCUUAAUGAAUUCAGGUAAAAAUCCAAAAGCUGUUCUGUGAGUAGAGAGUAUUAUGUAAUCUUAUUUCAGUCUCAUGUAGCAUAUUUUGUCACUCCUGCUUUCUCGUUAGCAUUCUCUUGAUUUCUUUAGGAACCACCCCUACUCUUAAUUUUCUACCUGUCUUUACAAUUAUAUGUCUCAUUCUAUUUUCACAGCAGUUCAUUGUCAAGUUGGACUUUAAGUGAUCAUUCAAGAAAAGAUGAAAUCUCAAGAUCCUUAAAACUUAAUCCAUGUCAGGUUUCUUUUUACAGAACAGAAUUAGAAGCAUUAUAAAAAAUAUGCAUUACAGAUUCAUUUAAUUAAAUGAUCUCUUGGUUUCUAUUUCUUAAUGAGCCUCCUAAGGAAAAGCUUAAAGAAAGCUUCUAACUCCUUGAAAGAGAGCUAUGAUAGUUUGAAGGGUUAUUGCAUAUAAAUUUAGGAUUUAAAAUAUGAUUUUUUAAUUGGGGUCAAUCUCACUCAUUAUAAAUUCUCAUUUUCUCAAGGCAUUAUCAUGGUAGAAUGCUCUGUGUUCAAAAUUAUUCCAAGUAACAAAGAAAAUAGAAUAACUGCCUGACCAGGACUUUAACUUAUUAUUCUAGCUUAAUCAUAGAUAAUCAGUAGUAAAAACUUUUCUUUUGAAAGAAGGAAAAAGCCACUUCCCUUAAGUUAUUUGAUCUCUCUUAAACUCAAGGAAAGCAUAACGUUUAACUUAUGUUAAUAUUAACGGAGCCAUUUGGACAUCUUGAUUAUUGUAUAAAUGUUGAGUAGCGUACAUAAGAUGGGCAAGAGGCAUUUAUCUAGUAAGUACAUAGAUAUUCAAUAUUAUAAUCCCCCAGGGAAAACUUUCCUUAUAAGCAGUCAGAAAAACCAGUGAAUCUUUGAUUUGACAGUUUCUAGAAGCCUGAGGAAAAUCUAGGGAGUCCUGGAAAAGUAUAGGGCGAAGGGGAACCUGAUGCCAUCUGUUGCCAUUCCAUUCUAACAUAAUGCUACAGAACUAAAACCAACUCAUGUUUUCAUCCUGUUGAGAUCAGCUGGGCACACUGUGAUGCUUUUGAUUUUGUCUAGAAACCUGUCACUUCAGGAUAAUUUUUGAAGACAAAGUCUGUUUCCCGUUUGGUAGGUGACCUGUUUAAUGUUUUCCCUGUGUCUGGGAACUCCUUAGUGUAAUUAGCGACCUUUGAACUCCACAACUAAUCCUGAGCUAUUUUGUAUUCCUUACUCAUCUUUAAGGCUGGACCUUUCUUUUCUUCAGAGUCCGCUGCCACAAUUAAAGAAGAAACAGCUGCAUUUCAAAGGGAUUCCGAUUCCAGAAGCUUAAUCGUGAUUGACAUGUUCUUAUUCUAAGCUAUAAGACACUCUAAGAGUCCUUUCUUGGGUUAAAACUUCAAUCAUUUUCUAAAAAAUUAUCUCACUAUGGAUUUUAUUCAUUUCUUUGAUAACUAUUCUUUGCAUUUUUAAACUUGAAAGAUGCUUUGCGUUUGUGGUGAAUAUGAGCAUCUACUUCUAGUUAAAGAUUUGGAUGGUGUCAGACAUACUCUAGAUGCAGAAUUGCUAAAUUCCCUUUCAGUGCCAAAAUAUGAUUAUGAAAUCUGAUGUCUAUCGUAAGGGUAAUUAUUCUUCCAUAGACCCCAAAGGUACAAAAAGUGUUAAAUUUCUGAAAAUGCACUCAAAAAACUAGUUCAUGGUUUUCAUAAAACCCCCUUCUUCAUUUUUUACUAAGCAAUGUUUUUAAAACUUUGUAAAGCCAGCAAUAUUCUUAGAGUGUAAGGUAAUACCUUUACACUGGUGGGCACUUUUACUUUCCCUUUUUAGAUAACCAAUUUGAAUGUCAGGUUUGAAGUAAAUGGCCUUGUCAGGAAUUCUUAAGAGAAUUAUUUGUAUAAAAAGGCUUUUUUGAUUAAACAGUCUGUCUCCUAAACUAAUUUUUUCACACAAACUCAGUAUUUCUCAGUUAAAAUUAUUGUGGUUUCUUUAUAUUGUGUGACUGAAGAUCUUUCCAAGCACAAUUCUAUGUACAGUAACAACUAAUAUUUUCUUUCAUUUUGUAUUAUAGUAUUUCAAACUGCUUUAUAGAUACUCAUAUACCCCUACUCUCUCCCCGAGAGGCAGGUAGGUCGAGUUAUCGUCGUCCAGAGCCUCUGCGGGGACUGCUGCUACAGCAGAACGGUUGUUUCUAAGACAAAGGUCAGAAAAGGGAUGUUAAUAAACAGCCCUCAGGUUUAAGGGACUUUUUUAGGAUUACAUCUUAAAUUCCAACAAAUCAGAUUUAGGAGUUACUGAAAGUGAAAUUGAUCCAUCCCUCAUCCAAACUUUGCAAUACUUUCCUGUUCUGACAUCAUUUAGAUAGUUAGCUGUAUUAUCAGAUUAGAAACCAUUGUGCCCAGCUGCUGAAAGGAAGAGGAGGCAAAAAGCUAAACAUGGGAUGAAUUCUGAACCUUUUAACCUGGCUGAAGUACGUUGGUCCCUGUUAUGCAAAUACCUUCAAUCCUCUGCUAAGUUCAGUGGAAAUAAUUUUCUUGAAUGACAGGUUUAUUCAGCAAGGAUUCAGUUGGUGAUUAAUCCCCCUUUGAUCUAGGGUAUUUCACUUAACUACCAGUUACCUCGUUCUGACAAAGUGCAACUGAGAUUAGGGAGAUCACUAGAACACUACCAGGGUGUGCGUUUAUUCUCUCUAACCUUUUAAAGGAAGGGCCAAGAAUGCAAUUUAUUUUCAGUAUUUGAAGAUGUAAAGUCCUGUCUGCUAAGUUAGAAAGUCAAUUGAAUACCAAAUGAAGUUUAUUUCUUACGUAAUAGAACAAACAUUUCUUUUUGCUUUGACUAACAAUGAUUUUAGGAAACAUAGGCUUUGAAGAAAGAAGAAACAAAGAGUAUAUUCUAAGUAUAUCUUCUAGUUUUGUUUCAUGUACUAGAGUGUAUACAUACUGGCCCGGAGAUAAACCCCAAAUCAAAGCAACGGCUACAACUUGGGCUGAGAAAAUGCUUCUAUUUUUAUUAAACUGCAUGGUUUCUCCCCGCCCUCCCCCCAUUAAAAAAUGUCAUGCUAUGUGGUAAAGAAAUCCAAUGGGGAAAUGUGUAAUACACAAUUAUUCAUCUUAAGAUUUAGGAUUUCAAAGCUUUAUUUGUUAACUUUGUUCUUUCUUGAGGAAAAAGGGCUUGUUACAUUGCUAUGAUAAGGUAAUCACGCUCUUUUUCAGAAUGUUUUUUUCCAUAAAGAAAGGUAAAAUGAUGCCUUUACAAAAAUAAUUCAGAUUAUUUUUAAGCUAUCAAAAUAACUGUUUUCCACUGUAUUGCUCACUACUUUUUCUGCCUUCUUAUUUAAUUGGGUACCUCUUCUUCCAUAACCUUAACUUUAAAAUAAUUAUGUAAUUUUGCACAAUAUUUUAAGAAUAAAAUCUUAAGAUGUGUUUUAUGUUAGGUUUCUCAAAGAGUUCACUUUUAGAAACUAUUAUCAACAUCAAUGUCAGUAUUUAUCUUCCAAGAUAUUAAAUUUGGAGAUUUAUUUUCAAGAAUAUUUCAAAUAUGUUUCAAGACUGACUCUUAAAAAAAGAAACAAUGGUGUGUAACAAAAGUGUUUUUGAAUAUUAAAUUAUUAUUGGUUAACUUUAUUAUUACUGACAUGGCACUUUUUAAAUGCUUUAUAAUUGUUCAUUAUUCUAGUAGCAGUUCGCAGUGUAAGUUACAUAUACACAAUAACUUUCUUACAUUUUUUGACCCAAACAUUUUGUGAUCCAAUUUCUAAACUGCAACAAUGUCUUAUGCAUAUCUAAUUCAUGCUGGUGCCAAACCAGUCUCUCUGGUUUCAAUUUAGUAACCAGUCUGUUUCUAAAUAUCUUUUGAGAGCAAGUUACUUAACCAGAGGAAAAUUGAAAGGCAGAAAAAGACUUAACAUGUAAGGUCAAGAUACCCUGGCUAUAUUGCUAAGAAACUAGUAUUCUUAAUAAUUACUCUCUGCAGUCAAUAUUUAGUUAAUAAAAUGUCAUAUAUUUUGAAGUAUGCUGUCAGAGAAAGAAUCUACAUAAAACGUGUACACAUAUGUAUUUGUGUAAUGUAAAUGUUAGUGUAUAUAUAGUAUAGGGAUAUACAUAUACUAACAUAUGACUUGGUGGGUUUCCCUAUGUAUCAUGUCAAAGGAAGACUAUGUGAAGUCAAGUAUCUGCUCUCCAAACAUAUUUAUUAAUAGUAAUGGAGAGGUUCAUUAAAAUGAAAAUUGCCAUAGAACUCAUGCAAUUACUCCAAAAGAUGGUUACAUCCCUUAGGAACUGAAACCUUUUCUCUUAGGCACUGAAGCCUUUUCAACUAGCUUCUAAUUUUUUUCUUCAACUGUUUUAUGGAGAUACUAAUAUUGUCUAUGUGUAGCCUGGAGAAGUCAAUGCCUUAUCUGUAUUAUGAGUUUACUCUGAGAUCCAGAUUGACUUCUCUAGGCCCUGACUAAUCUGUGUAAUUGUUGGCAGUGUGGUGCUAAUGUAUGAUGCACAGCAUUUACGGAUUGUCAGGUACCCUGGGAUGGAAACCACCUGCUGAAUUGUUUUUUCCAGUAAGAUGUGUGGAAAUUUAUUAUGUCUUAAUAAUCCGUUAAAUGUUUGAGGUCAAACUGUAUGUUUCCUUUAAAUGUCUUCUUUUUAAAUCAUAGUUUCUGUAAAAACAAUAUUCUUUAGUUAAUAUGCUAAUAAUAGAAAUGAAAAAUAAAAAAAUUAUUAUCCCUCUUAAAAUUUUUACUUUUUCUUUCAAAGGACUUGAGUGCCCUCUGCAGGCUAUAAAGAGAUAAUUAAUGACUAUAUUUAAACCCUGUGACUUCCCUUUUAGAAGCAUAGCCUGGAUUAAGUGUGAUCCAUUUUAUUCAUAUUGUUAACUCUGUUCAUUUGUCACUGAUUGAAGCCAGAGUUUUUCUUUGCCAGUAAUGUGAAGAAUAUUACCACUGAAUUUUCCAAAUUACUUAGCUGGGGCUCUUUAAAUGUUGGAACUCUACACAUUGGAACUAAUGAUACACAUUCCCUCAAAAAAAGGAGAUCAGGAAAACAUUUAGCGAUUUCCAAAUCUAUUGGAGAUGUGAAGAAUAACUUGAUUAGUUCCCAUUACAUUUUUAGAAUAUUAUACAUUUGGUAUAAGGCCUUUUUCAAUAUGCACCAUGUAAAAUUUUAAAAUAACAUAUGCGUUCUAUGUAUUGAUCUUAUUGAUGAGCAAUGAGUGUGUUCAAGUCAAAAACCGAGGCUACUUAGAAUUUCUUUAAAGAAAGGAUUGAAUAGAUGAUGCUUCGUUGUAUUAUUGUGCAACUAGAAGGAGCAUUUCUAUUGGAAGGGCAAACAGCAAAGGUUUCAUCGAGUCCCUUAUUUCAGUGUACCCAUACUUUCUCAACAGGUAUGACAGUUCUGUUCCUAAGGAUAUAGAAGUUCCUUUUGUACAGGCAAGUUCCAGUGGCUUUCUGAUUCACUUAAUGCUGCCAGGGAAACUAAAUAUGAUGAGAACAAGAGGAAUGACUAGAUCAAAUUAAUAGAAAUAGAUCUUUUUGCAAGCAACAUAAUGCUCCUGAUCAUCAACCUUGAAAAGUAAAUUAGAACAAGCAAAUUACUGUUGAAAAAUUCUUUCAGCGCUCUGCUGUUGCUACUCAGCUAGUCAUGGCUUAGCCAGAGGCAAGGGAAAAAUGCCGCUGUUUUGUAUUAACAAAGGAAACAUUAUUAAAGUGAAUGUUUACAUUGUGUUUA
Molecule: messenger RNA, 8436 nt
Organism: Hyaena hyaena (striped hyena)
Lineage: Eukaryota; Metazoa; Chordata; Mammalia; Carnivora; Hyaenidae
Gene: AP5M1
Product: adaptor related protein complex 5 subunit mu 1
Exons: 8
Coding region: 379-1851 (490 amino acids)
Biological process (GO): endosomal transport
Cellular component (GO): lysosome; cytosol; AP-type membrane coat adaptor complex
Source: RefSeq, a predicted model, not a curated record